Aspergillus homomorphus CBS 101889 is the source of this 5007-nucleotide messenger RNA. RefSeq names its product putative ubiquitin-protein ligase E3 component (UBR1). NCBI's taxonomy places the organism in Eukaryota, Fungi, Ascomycota, Eurotiomycetes, Eurotiales, Aspergillaceae. The coding region runs from base 113 to 4846 and encodes 1577 amino acids. The record is from RefSeq and is a predicted model, not a curated record. The transcript has 2 exons. Gene Ontology annotation, molecular function: ubiquitin protein ligase activity. Gene Ontology annotation, cellular component: ubiquitin ligase complex; cytoplasm. Gene Ontology annotation, biological process: ubiquitin-dependent protein catabolic process via the N-end rule pathway; protein ubiquitination.
CCCUUCCCCGGCGAAAACACCCACUCAUUGGCAGUAUCUUUCUUACAACGCAGCGGAGGGGCCGGUUGUGCCCGCUUACGAGGACCUGGGCCAGCGGACUCGUCUCGAUUGGAUGAUCCUUUUCGACCUCAGGCUCUGGAAGAAGACACGUACCGAACUCCGCGACCUGUAUAUCGGCACCGUCGUCAACGUUCCCCAAUUCAAGCGGAUCAUGGGCCUGCGCCUUUCAGCUCUCUACACGGCGCUCGCGCAGUUGUACCUCAUUGCGGACAGAGAGCCUGACCACUCCAUUGUCAAUCUCUCUUUGCAACUUUUGACCACUCCGUCUAUCACGGAAGAGACUGUCUUGCGCGGAAACUUCUUGACCAAGGUCAUGGCUAUCUUGUACACGUUCCUCACCACGAGACAGGUCGGCGAGCCUCAUGAAGUCAAUCCUAACGCGACUCUGGCAUUCGACGCUGGGUCUGUGACCAAUCGGCGUCUAUAUCACUUCUUCCUGGACCUACGAUAUCUCCUGCAGUCGGAGUAUGUCCAGAACCGUGUUCGCACGGAAGAGCAGUACCUGUGUCAGUUCCUGGAUCUGGUCAAGCUCUCGCAAGGCAUAUGUCCCAAUGUGCGUGCUGUAGGGGAGCAUGUUGAGUACGAAACAGACGCUUGGAUCAGUGCGUCUAUUCUCAUGCGAGAAAUCAACCGACUGUGUCGCCAAUUCUGCGAGGCUUUCCGUAACCCUGAGGUUGACGGCGGCGACAAGUUGCUGCGAGCGAUUCGUUUAGCCACCAUUCCUGCUGUGAUUCACUCGACCGGAUCCGAGCGCAAGCGCUUCAUCCAAGCCGAGAUCAAGGAAUAUGUGUCUUUCAAAACGCUUCCCCCCUUCGAUUUCGAGGUCGACCAGGAAAACGUCCCCCGCUAUCGUGUCGUGGAUUUUAUUGUCGAACGUGGUUGGAUGAGUUUCCACCAUGCUCUGCAUUACACGCUCUCAUGGUUGCUGGAAUGCGGUCGUAAUGUGAGCGGCGCCAUUAUGCGCGAUGUGCUCAUGGACGCUGCGCAGGCUGCAAACGAUCAAUUCAUCCAUGAUUCUCAGCUCAGCCCUGAAGAUUUGCUCCUUUCAAUGUUCGACUAUCCCCUCAGGGUUUGUGCCUGGCUGGCGCAGAUGAAGGCUGGGAUGUGGGUUCGCAACGGUCUGAGCCUUCGGCAUCAGAUGUCCCAAUACAGAGGAGUCUCGUCGCGCGACUUCGCGUAUUAUCGCGAUAUCUUCCUGCUUCAGACGGCCUUGGUCACCUGCGAUCCUAGUCGGGUCCUUGCGUCCAUCGCGGAUCGCUUUGGCAUGGUGGAUUGGAUGGUCAGGGAUUACACGCCCCGUGCAGGCUACGAGGACGCCCAGAUUAUCGACGUCGCCGAAGAGUUUGUUCAUCUGUUGGUCAUCCUACUGACAGACCGGAACUCUCUUACCGCCAUCGAUGACGGCGAGAGUGCGACUCGCGAGAGCAUCAGUCGUGAUAUCGCGCACGUCCUUUGCUUCAAGCCGCUAUCUUUCUCUGACCUGUCGACUCGCCUCAGCGACAAGCUGCUGGACUCGGAUCUGUUCCAGGAUGUGCUCGAUGAAGUUGCCGGAUUCCGUGCACCGGAAGGAUUGAAUGACACCGGUACCUUUGAGCUGAAACCGGAGUACCUUGACCUCAUCGAUCCGUAUAGCGCCCAUUAUACGAAGAACCAGCGGGAUGAAGCGGAGAACAUUUACAAAGAAUGGGUGGCCAAGAAGACGGGUAAGAAGGCAGCGGACGUGGUGUAUGAGCCCAAGUUGCGACCCAUCACCGCUGGAGCUUUCGCCUCGCUUCCUCGCUUCACACGGACGUUGGUAUUUGCCCAGAUCGUGCAUCAUUGUCUGGACUACGUGGUAUCGUCCAAAGAGCGCACUCCGGCAAUCCCGCCUACUCGGAUCGAGACUUUCUUGCAGGUAGUCCUGCAUCUCAUCCUGGCCGCCUCGCUUGAGGAUAACAGCGACGAGGAUGAGAUGUCCGACGGCUCUCCGGCGUCCUUCGUUUCACACGCGCUGAACAAAGUCCGAGACACUACGCAGGCUGGCCCGUUGACCAUUGUGGGUCUCCUUGAGAAGAUAUCCGUUAUGAACGAGUUCUCUGCAUGCGGAGCCAAGAUCCGUCACAUUCUCAAACAACUCUGGCAGAAGCGCCCUGAGGCAUAUGCCUCCGCCACUGCUUCGCUCAAGUUCCCCUUCGACAGGGUUGACACCAAUUCGCCUGCCAUCGACAAUGACAACGAGAAGGAGCUGAAAAAGAAGCAGGCCUUGGAAAGACAGGCUAAAGUUAUGGCUCAGUUCCAACAGCAACAGCAGAACUUCCUCAACAGCCAAGGCGAAAUCGACUGGGGCGAAGAAGAAUUCAGUGAUCUUGAGUCCGAACCGGAGACAGCACCCGAAAGCAAGCUGUGGAAGUACCCCAGUGGCACCUGUAUCCUCUGUCAGGAGGAAACGAAUGACUCGCGACUGUACGGCACGUUUGCAAUGAUCCAGGACAGCAGUAUAUUACGUCUUACUGAUGUCUCGGACCCGGACUGGGUGCGUGAGGUGAUCAAGACACCAGAGAGCCUGGAUAAGUCGGCAGAUCAUAUUCGUCCUUUCGGAGUCGCCGGCGAGAAUCGCACGACUGUCCGCCGACUGGACUCGACAGGGAACGAGGUCACCAGCGAGAAAGUUGGCCUGAGCAAAGGUUUUAAGGCUCACAACACCUAUCCUGGGCCUGUGACCACUGGCUGCGGACAUAUCAUGCACUAUUCGUGCUUUGAGGUAUAUUUCACUGCUACGGAUCGUCGUCACCACCAGCAAGUAGCCCGUGCCCACCCUGAGUCUUUGGUUCGAAAGGAGUUUGUCUGCCCUCUCUGCAAGGCGCUUGGGAACGCCUUCCUUCCCAUUGUUUGGAAAGGCAAAGAAGAGUCGUACCCGGGCGCUUUGGGUACUGCAGUCUCUUUUGAUGAGUUCAUUAAUGUAGAAGUCAAAUCGAUCCUUUCUCAACCCCGCAACUACGCGCUACUCGCGGAGAACAACAGCAACCCGCAGACCCAGGCAUACCAGGAAACUUUCGUGAAAUAUCUGUCUAAGACGUUGGUGCCUCCGCUGGCUUCGAAAUUGGACCACAUCGCAUCGUUCCCCUCCCUCCCGUCAGCUCCACUUACUCUGCCCACCGCCCGGAUACCCAUGCCUGGUCUCUUCCCUCAGGAGGACAAUGCUGUUACUAGCCCGCUCCAAGCGACCUUCAACGUGAACGAGAAUCCUCUUUCGGAGCUGCUGCAGAUCUACAAGAGGCUGAAGCAGACUCUGAGGGUCAACCACAUCCGGUCUACGUUCAACCAUGCUCCGGAUACGCUGGAAAGCAGUGAUCUGUUGCAUACUGACUCGCUCUUCCAAAGCUUUGGCUUCAGCAUUGCCGCAGUGGAGAUUUCCCAGCGGGGUGUCACAUCGGAACCCGGCUCGACCCUGUUGGACAAGAUCCCUCAACUGACGCUGACGCAUCUCCGCAUCCUCGCCGAGACAGCCUUCUCGUAUGCUGCGGUCGGUUCCUUGCAGAACGGUACUAGCCCACACAACCUCAGCGCGGACGAGGUGCACGAGACGCACCGGCAGAAGAUAUGUCAGCUGCUCAUUGGUCAUCCCUACUUGAGUGGUACAGCUCUAUUGAGGGAGCGGCGCGAGAUUGAGCCGCUCUUGGCCAAGGAUACGUUUGUGUUCUUGGCCGAGUGUUCGGUUUCUCUUUUACCCACGGUCCCAAUUGAUAUGCGGCAUUUGAUACAGAUGUGCUAUGUGGCCGAAAUCGUCAAGGUGGCCAUCACUUACAUCCUCUGGCCCUCCGGGCUGCAGGAAGAAGUGGCUCAGCAUGGAGAUGCGAAGUACAUGCCAAUGAUGGAUGAGUCAGAUUCCCGCUACAAGCUCAGUCGGCAUUUCUUCAAGUCCAUCGUGACCGAGUUACGGACGAACAUGGGCCAGGACGAAAUCAUCUCGUUCCCGACCGAGGGUAACUACGUGGAGGAUGGGAAGAAUGCGUCUCCGCAAGUGGUAAUUACACUGCGCCGGCUGAUUUCGAGCUACGCAUUGGCCUUCCUUCGCAAGGUGGUCAUUCUCCUUCACGUGCAGCACGGAGUCGAGUUCCCCAACACGGGCUUCAACGAUGUCGACGCAUCGGAAUUGGACCGUCUGACCAAGGUCUUGCAGCUGCCCUCCCUCGACGAGAUCUUUGGGUCUGUCAACGCUACCUGCAAUAGAGGCAGUGUCUUCGACUCGGUCAUCUCAGGUUGGAUUCACCACUGGAACGUGUCGCGGCCCGGCAUGCCCUUCGGCUACCACACGCUCUGGCCUAGUCUCCCUCACCCGGCGAUCUUCGAGCUGGUCGGCCUGCCCAAGUACUACGACAGCUUGAUCGAGGAGGCCAACCGACGGCGGUGCCCGAACUCGAAGAAGGAGCUGACCGAUCCCAGCAUCUGUCUGUUCUGCGGCGACAUCUUCUGCUCGCAGGCGGUGUGUUGCACGGACAAGGGGCAGAAUCUGGGCGGAUGCAACCAACACGUUUACAAAUGUGGCAAAAACAUUGGGCUGUUUAUCAACAUCCGCAAGUGCACGGUUCUGUAUCUGCACAACCGCAACGGAUCCUGGCACUAUGCGCCGUACCUGGACCGGCACGGCGAGGUCGACCCGGGACUGCGGCGCAACCGGCAGCUGAUCUUGAAUCAGAAACGGUACGACCGGUUGCUUCGUGAUGUGUGGCUGUCGCAUGGGAUUCCGACGACGAUUAGCCGGAAGCUGGAGGCGGAUAUCAACAAUGGGGGAUGGGAGACGAUUUAGGGAGGAGAAAGGUUUCUGGUUGGGGUUAUGAUAGGGAACUGUGACUUAUGGUGUUCGAUCGAGUGCGUGUGAUGAGAUGACUAUUUUUACUGUCUACAUCGUAGUACACGAGAACCUUAGCUGUGUUGUUUGUUCGGCGUGGAAAAGUUGUGGUAGUGCAG